AUGUUUUCUUUCACUCUAAUCCGCCUAUUUGGCAUUUUCGCUGCUGCGAGCACGGUAACGGCGACGGGGACCAAGUUGAACAUCACCGCCAUUGGCACCUACAAGAACGCCUCGCGCUUUGAGUGCUGGGAAUUGGACCAGCCAUUCACCUCAUCAAACCAGUCAGGGCUGGUGAACUCGAGAACAAAAUUCCUAGGGGAUGUCUCGAAACUCUCAAUGAAUGUUGUCCCGUCUGGAUUCGACGGCGGAUUCCAUCCUGCACCGACCAACCAAUGGGUGGUGCUAGUCGGAGGGCUCGGCGUGAUCACGCUGCCGGACAACAGUUCUACCACUUUGACCACGGCCGGUGGAGAGUUCGGAGUGUUGUUCGCCACGGACACCGCUGACCUUACUGAAGAGGGCCAUGGCGGUUUUUUUCCAGGUCCAACUGAGAGCAUUGUACUUCAGAUCCCGACCAAGGACAAUAAGAUACCAAAACAUCGGAUGUUGAAACACAAUGAGCCAUGCACAGUCAACGAGGUUGCUGGUUUGAGAUCUUGGGCACUUGGAGCUUAG
Diaporthe batatas is the source of this 555-nucleotide messenger RNA. RefSeq lists its product as uncharacterized. NCBI's taxonomy places the organism in Eukaryota, Fungi, Ascomycota, Sordariomycetes, Diaporthales, Diaporthaceae. The record is from RefSeq and is a predicted model, not a curated record. The transcript is spliced from 2 exons. Bases 1 to 555 code for a protein of 184 amino acids.